UGCUCAGUAAAACGCAGCAGUGCAUCUAUUUACAAAUCUGAUGCUUUAUGGAAAAUGUUUUUGAACUGUUAGCUUUCUUGUUUUGCAUAGUUCAAACAAACUAAUGCAACUUUUAUCUGUGCCUUUUUGUUUUACAUUGUAUCAGCCACAGUUCUGUGUUGUGGAGUCCAGAAGAUAUAAAAUCAUGUGUGGUACAUGACAGUAGUACAUGUUGUUCGUUCUUGGGGUGUUUUUUCCCUUUUAUUUUUUUUUAACUUUUGGUUUAAUGCUACGUAAUUAUUUCAAGAAAUUCCUUUCUGAUCAAUUCCCAAAUCUGCCAGCCUGUUGUAUCUUCUUAACUGGAAAAAUGAGAUGGGUGCUUGAACAGUUGCUUGGCUGAAGAGGAAAUAAAGGCAGAGCAGGAGGUGGUGGAGGGGAUGGACAUCUCCACUCGAUCCAAAGAUCCUGGCUCUGCUGAACGCACAGCACAAAAACGGAAAUUCCCCAGCCCUCCACAUUCCUCCAAUGGCCACUCACCUCAAGAUGCAUCAACAAGUCCUAUAAAAAAGAAAAAGAAGCCUGGUCUAUUGAACAGUAAUAAUAAAGAGCAGUCAGAACUAAGACAUGGUCCGUUUUACUAUAUGAAGCAGCCACUCACCACAGACCCUGUUGAUGUUGUACCGCAGGAUGGACGGAAUGAUUUCUAUUGCUGGGUUUGUCAUCGGGAAGGCCAAGUCCUCUGCUGUGAGCUCUGUCCUCGGGUUUAUCAUGCUAAGUGUCUGAAACUGACAGCCGAACCAGAGGGGGAUUGGUUUUGCCCAGAAUGUGAGAAAAUCACAGUUGCAGAAUGCAUAGAAACACAGAGUAAAGCAAUGACAAUGCUCACCAUCGAACAGCUAUCAUAUCUACUGAAGUUUGCACUACAGAAAAUGAAACAGCCAGGGACAGAGCCAUUUCAAAAGCCAGUUUCACUGGAUCAACACCCAGAUUAUGCAGAAUAUAUCUUUCAUCCAAUGGACCUUUGUACAUUAGAGAAGAAUGUUAAAAAGAAAAUGUACGGUUGCACUGAAGCAUUUUUGGCUGAUGCCAAAUGGAUUUUGCACAACUGCAUUAUUUACAAUGGGGGAAAUCACAAAUUGACACAAACAGCAAAAGUCAUCAUCAAAAUCUGUGAGCAUGAGAUGAAUGAAAUUGAAGUAUGUCCGGAAUGUUAUUUAGCUGCUUGCCAAAAACGCGAGAAUUGGUUUUGUGAGCCUUGUAGCAAUCCCCACCCUUUGGUCUGGGCUAAACUCAAAGGCUUUCCAUUCUGGCCUGCUAAAGCACUGAGGGAUAAGGAUGGGCAGGUCGAUGCCCGUUUCUUUGGCCAACAUGACAGGGCCUGGGUUCCAAUAAAUAAUUGCUACCUCAUGUCUAAAGAAAUUCCUUUUUCUGUGAAAAAGACUAAAAGCAUCUUCAAUAGUGCAAUGCAAGAAAUGGAGGUUUAUGUGGAUAACAUUCGUAGAAAAUUCGGAGUGUUUAAUUAUGCACCUUUCCGGACACCAUAUACUCCCAACAAUCAAUACCAAAUGUUGUUAGACCCUGCAAACCCAGCUGCUGGAACUGCAAAAACAGACAAACAAGAGAAAAUCAAACUGAAUUUUGAUAUGACAGCAUCACCCAAGAUUCUGAUGAGCAAGUCCAUGCUGGGCAGUAGCACCGGCCGCAGGAUUUCACUGACAGAUAUGCCACGGUCACCAAUGAGUACCAACUCAUCAGUUCACACUGGCUCUGAUGUUGAGCAGGAUGCAGAGAAAAAAGCAACUUCCAGUCAUUUUAGUGCCAGUGAGGAAUCCAUGGACUUCAUUGAGAAAAAUACAGCUUCUCCAGCACCAACAAGAACAGGUCAAGCAGGGAGCUUGUCAGGCAGCCCCAAACCUUUCUCUCCUCAAGCAUCAACGCCAAUCUCUGCUAAGCAAGAAAGAACUUCCACUCCUGGAAGCAUUCUGAAUCUUAACCUUGAUCGCAGCAAGGCUGAGAUGGAUCUGAAGGAGCUGAGUGAGUCAGUGCAGCAGCAGAGCACCCCAGUGCAGCUCAUCUCCCCCAAGCGCCAGAUCCGCAGCAGGUUCCAGCUCAACCUGGACAAGACCAUCGAGAGCUGUAAAGCACAACUGGGAAUAAAUGAAAUAUCUGAAGCUGUUUAUACUGCAGUAGAACACAGUGACUCUGAAGAUUCUGAAAAAUCUGAUACCAGUGACAGUGAAUAUAGCGAUGAGGAUCAGAAAUCAAAGAAUGAUCAAGAGGAUGGUGAGGACAAGGAAGGUGCAAGAAGUGAUAAAGAAUCAUUGAGCUUGAAAAAAAAACCUAAGCCUCCAGCACAGAAUGAAGACAAGGAGGAACUUAAAAGCACAAGUCCAGAAGUGGAGAAAACAGAAGAAGCAGUCAAGGAAAAAGCUGUUUCAGACACUGAAAAAGAAUUUUCUGAAAAGGGAAAGAGUUUACAGCAUCCUGCAAAAGAAAAGCUGAAAGGUAAAGAUGAGACAGACUCUCCAACUGUGCACCUGGGACUGGACUCUGAUUCUGAGAGUGAACUUGUCAUCGACCUAGGAGAUGAUCAUUGUACUCGGGAAGGAAGGAAAAACAAGAAAGAAUCUAAAGAAACUUCUCCUAAACAAGAUGUUGUAGGUAAAACUCCACCUUCCUCCAGUGCAAGCACCCAGCCUCUGCCAGAAACUCCAGUGCUCACCCGCUCCGCAUCACAGACCCCCCCAGCUGGUGUGACAGCAACCACCAGUGCUGCUUCUACUGUCAGUGCUCCCUCUGCUGCCACAGGCAGCCCUGUGAAAAAGCAGAGGCCUCUGCUGCCCAAGGAAACCGCCCCUGCUGUGCAGAGGGUGGUGUGGAAUUCUUCAAAUAAAUUCCAGACAUCUUCUCAGAAAUGGCACAUGCAGAAGGUGCAGAGGCAGCAGCAGCAGCAGAGCCAGCAGUCCCAGUCACAGCAGCCUCAGUCCUCUCAGGGGACAAGAUAUCAGACCAGACAAGCAGUUAAAGCUGUGCAGCAAAAAGAGAUCACACAGAGCACUUCCACAUCCACCAUAACCUUGGUCACAAGCACUCAGCCUAUUUCCAUGGUUACCAGCUCUGGAUCUGCAAGCACACUUUCUUCCUCCCUCAACACAGACCUGCCAAUUGCAACAGCUUCAGCUGAUGUGGCUGCAGAUAUUGCUAAAUAUACCAGCAAAAUGAUGGAUGCCAUCAAAGGAACAAUGACUGAAAUAUAUAAUGAUCUAUCAAAAAAUACUACUGGAAGUACAAUAGCUGAGAUUCGGCGUUUGAGGAUUGAGAUAGAAAAACUCCAAUGGUUACAUCAACAGGAACUCUCAGAAAUGAAACAUAACCUAGAACUGACAAUGGCUGAAAUGCGUCAGAGCCUGGAACAGGAGCGAGAUCGUUUGAUUGCUGAGGUGAAGAAGCAGCUGGAACUGGAAAAGCAACAAGCAGUGGACGAGACCAAGAAGAAGCAGUGGUGUGCCAACUGCAAGAAAGAGGCCAUCUUUUACUGCUGUUGGAAUACCAGCUACUGUGACUACCCCUGCCAACAAGCUCACUGGCCUGAGCACAUGAAAUCUUGCACACAGUCAGCUACUGCGACACAGCAGGAAACAGAUACUGAAAUUAGCACAGAAACACUAAAUAAAUCAUCCCAGCCCAGUUCAAGUGUGCAGUCUACACCCACAGAAACAGCCAGCACUCCUAAGGAAAAGGAAGGUUCAGCUGAUAAAAGCAAAGAGAGUGUUACAGACCCAUCAGUGUAGCUUCUGGUCUGGAUCUUUCGAUACAAGUUGCCUUCUGAUAAGCAAUACUGACUGCAGCACUUCCAAGCCCUUCUUGCCUGGGGGUUCAGAGGCCAAGCUCAAGACCUGCAUUCAAACCAACUUACUUUCUCACCACAGACUGCCAUUAGGGUACCACAAUAUUCCAUAACUGAUACAACACUUCACCUGGAUCAACGGUUAACGGAGCAGUUUGGAAAUCCUCCAUAGCAUCUACUCUGAUAGUGUUCAGUAGGCAAGGAUGAGCAAAUGCUCUAAAAAAAGGGACUUAACAUUGCAUAUAUAGAAAAUGUUUAUAGAGAAGAUUCUGCUUUAUAGGUAGGGCUUGACUAUUAGCAAUUUUGGCAUCAUUUUUUUUCUGCCCUUGCAAGAUUUAUUAAAUGAAAAAUUUUAGUGGGGGGGAGGGGGCCAGGGCUGAUCCUUCAAACCCUUACACAUGAUCCUCCACAUCAGUAGGAGCCUUGUUGUAUUUUAAAAUAUUAAAAGCAAACUAAUUUUGUAGUAUUGUGAUUCCAGCAUGAUGUCUCAUCGAGAUAGUCCUGUAGAAUUGGGAAGCAUAGUAAUCUAGAGAGCUGUGUUCAUUUCUUGACACUUUUGCUACUGUCUGGUGUUAGAUCUCUGGGCUUGAAAUGUCAUCUAAGGGAGUAACUUGGGGAACAGAUUUGAAAAGGGGGAAAAGGAGGUGCUGUUUCACUUCAGUGUUUUGAUGAAGGUGGUUGAACUCUGGCUCACUCACUUACUGUUCACAUGCAUUGUUAUGGCAGCACAAGCUUUGUACUAUUGGGGAAGUAGGGAAUGUGAGACCUAAAACCUUCCAGGGAAUAUUCCAGUUACACAGAUAUGGAAUUUCUUUUAUAUAGAUGUUCUACCUGAAACAUCAUGCUGUAUACAUUGAUCGUGUUCAUAAUUUGAAUUUUGUUUUAUUAACAAAGAAAUAACCUGUGAAUUCAUUACGAUGCAAAAUUGUAACACAAAGAAAACAUCCAACAAAUUGCAUAUCAUAAUAAUAAUAAUGUAACAACUAGGUGGAAUUUGUGUAAAAGCUGAGGCUUCUACUGAGGUUGCCUGUGCUGUCUCUGCAGAUAGCAACAGGUGUGACAAGCAACCAGCCUAUAAAACUGGUCCAGGUACUGCAGACCAGCACCUUUAUUCCAACUACUCAACCCACAA
Molecule: messenger RNA, 4958 nt
Organism: Catharus ustulatus (Swainson's thrush)
Lineage: Eukaryota; Metazoa; Chordata; Aves; Passeriformes; Turdidae
Gene: ZMYND8
Product: zinc finger MYND-type containing 8
Exons: 21
Coding region: 417-3770 (1117 amino acids)
Biological process (GO): regulation of DNA-templated transcription
Molecular function (GO): protein binding
Source: RefSeq, a predicted model, not a curated record